AUGGCAACUGUAUACAGGACGCGAGCGCUGCCGACAGUGUUGCGGAGGACGAGAUGGCCGCAAUCGCAACCGCCAGCCCGAGCGAUAGCCACGGCCGCUGCAGUUGAAUACCACAACCCAGAGCCUUCCAUGCCGCAACAUUCGUCCGAAGACUUGUCCAAACCGGAUCUCAAGGCCAACAUCCGCAACGCAAAACCUUUCUCCGACUUCCUCACGGACACAUUCAACCGCCAGCACGACUACCUUCGCAUAUCCCUGACCGAACGAUGCAAUCUACGGUGCCUGUAUUGCAUGCCCGAAGAAGGCAUCCAGCUGUCGCCGAACAAGGAGAUCUUGACGACGGCAGAGGUGCACUACUUGAGCGCGCUGUUCGUCAAUCAGGGGGUCAACAAGAUACGCCUGACUGGUGGCGAGCCGACCGUCAGGAAGGAUAUUAUCCCGCUGAUGCAGGGGCUCGGCCGCCUGCGCAAAGACGGGUUGAAAGAGAUUGCUUUGACUACAAAUGGCAUAUCCUUGCAUCGAAAACUAGAUGCUAUGAUCGAGGCCGGCUUGACAGGCGUCAACAUCAGCUUGGACACGCUGGAACCCCAUCAAUUCGUGCUCCUAACCCGGCGCCAGGGUUUCGACGCUGUCAUGAAGAGUAUCAACAGAGUACAAGAGAUGAACAGGCUGGGUGCAGGAAUUAAACUCAAAAUCAACUGUGUGGCGAUGCGCGGGUUGAAUGAUCACCAGAUUUUGCCAUUUGUAGAAAUGACUCGAGAUCAGGAUAUCGAGGUGCGCUUUAUCGAAUACAUGCCGUUUGGCGGAAACAAGUGGUCGCAGAAGAAAAUGCUUCCAUAUGCGGAGAUGCUGGAUCUUAUUCGAACACGAUAUCCCACAAUCGCCCGACUAAAGGAUGCGAAGAACGACACAUCAAAAACAUGGCAGGUGCCGGGUUUCUUGGGACGGGUGGGUUUCAUCACUAGCAUGACGCACAACUUCUGUGGUACUUGCAAUCGUCUACGAAUUACGUCCGAUGGCAAUUUGAAAGUUUGUCUACAUGGCAAUGCGGAGGUCAGCCUCCGCGAUCUCCUACGGAAGGAUAGCCAUGGCCAGCCUAUGAAUGAGGCAGCAUUUGAAGCGAUACGACAAAUCGAGCUUGAUCGAAGGAAAGGGCGAGAAGAUGGUCUGCACUUCGAUAGCCAGGACAGCUGGAUCAGCAAAGAGCGAGAACUUCUUGAUGUAAUUGGCGCUGCAGUCAAGCGCAAGAAAGCGGCGCAUGCUGGCAUGGGCGAGUUGGAAAACAUGGAGAAUCGUCCGAUGAUUUUGAUUGGUGGGUAG
Lecanosticta acicola is the source of this 1320-nucleotide messenger RNA. NCBI's taxonomy places the organism in Eukaryota, Fungi, Ascomycota, Dothideomycetes, Mycosphaerellales, Mycosphaerellaceae. The record is from the annotation of a GenBank genome assembly.